AUGACGAAGGCCACCGCGGAGGAGCCGGACCUCGUGGUCACCGGGGCGGCGGACAGCGUGAGCGUCGCGCAGUUCCCCACCCUGCAGAGGUACAUCAUGGCCCGCACUGGGGACCACGAGAUGUCCCUGCUGCUGAUGGCGCUGACCCUCGCCUGCAAGGCCACGUCGCGCGCGUGCUGCAAGGCGGGCAUCGGCAACCUCUUCGGCCUCGCGGGCGAGGUGAACUCCACCGGCGACGACCAGAAGAAGCUGGAUGUGCUGUCCAACGACAUCUUUAUCGACGCCCUGGUGAACAGUGGCACGUGCGCCGUGCUGGUCUCAGAGGAGAACGAGGACCCCAUCUUCGUGCCCGCGGCGAAGGCGGGGCGCUUCAUCGUCGCGUUCGAUCCCCUCGACGGCAGCAGCAACAUCGACUGCAACGUCAGCACGGGGACCAUUUUCGGCGUCUACGAGAAGAAGAGCAGCGGAAAGGAGCCAGCCACUUUGGACGACGUCCUGCGCAAAGGCAGCGACCUCCUCGUGGCUGGGUACUGCAUGUACGGAGCCGCCACGGAGCUCGUCAUAACCUUCAAGGGUCACGGGGUGCACCGCUUCACGCUCGACCCGUCGCUCGGGGAGUUCGUGCACAUCAAAGCGCACGUGAAGCUUCCGGAGGGUGGCGGGAAGAAGAUCUACAGUUGCAAUGAGGGCAACAGCCAGGCUCGUCGUAUUGGGACGCCGCCAUGCAGUCGAUCGUCGAGAAGUGGAAGGAGGGCGCCAAGCCGUACAGUGCCAGGUACGUCGGCUCCAUGGUGUCAGACGUGCACCGCACGAUAUUGUACGGCGGCAUCUACCUCUACCCCGCGGACAAGAAGGAGCCGAACGGGAAGCUGA
Messenger RNA from Prorocentrum cordatum, 873 nucleotides. The record is from the annotation of a GenBank genome assembly. NCBI's taxonomy places the organism in Eukaryota, Dinophyceae, Prorocentrales, Prorocentraceae.